Spirodela intermedia is the source of this 240-nucleotide messenger RNA. NCBI's taxonomy places the organism in Eukaryota, Viridiplantae, Streptophyta, Magnoliopsida, Alismatales, Araceae. The record is from the annotation of a GenBank genome assembly.
AUGUACCCUUCUAAAGUACUCUCUACAAGACAAAGGAAUAGGAGGGUGGAAGUUUUCAUUAAGUGGCAUGGUUUACCCAAUGUUCAUCAUUGUUCAUCAUUGUUCUAAAGUACUCUUUGAGAAUCAUUGUUCAUCAUUCAAGCUUGGUUUCCAAAUCUUCACCUUGGGGACAAGGUGAUUGUUGAUGAGGGGGUUAACAAUAUGGUCCCAAUAAAAGUAAAUGAGAAGAGGAAGAGAUGA